Messenger RNA from Colletotrichum orchidophilum, 261 nucleotides. RefSeq lists its product as uncharacterized. The record is from RefSeq and is a predicted model, not a curated record. The transcript is spliced from 3 exons. NCBI's taxonomy places the organism in Eukaryota, Fungi, Ascomycota, Sordariomycetes, Glomerellales, Glomerellaceae. Bases 1 to 261 code for a protein of 86 amino acids.
AUGAUUCAGCUACAGUCUCUAUGCCUUCGAGUGGACCGUAAUGCUCAGAACAAGUUCGAAUACCGUAACAAUAUCCUCAUCAGAUACACCCAGGAGUACCGUGUCACCGCCGAGAUCGACGGCGUAGCCAAGACCCGGGUGACUAAGAACGGAAUAACUGCAGGAAGGUGCGUGCAGUCCGUCAACGUUUGGGUCUCCGGAGAGCAGGAUGUGCCUGGUGCCCCGCAAGUUUCGUCCGACUUCUUCAGAUGGAGUUCCUGA